AUAGUAAACAUGGCAGCUUUCAUUGUUUUGUUCUGCUCAAGAUUUCAUUCCCUUUCGAAAUAAGACCAGUAGAGUUCGGUACUGAAGUAGAUUUAUAUAGAAUAAUAUAGAUUUAGAUCAAUACUCACAAUUUUACUUCUAGCUACUUUGUUAUUCGAGUUAAGGUUAAAAUGUCAGAUUUUAGAAUAGCUUUCUGCGUAUUGUGUGGCCUUCCAGCUGCUGGCAAAACAUCAUUUCUCAAUUUUGUAUCAACUUUAUUAACUGGCAAAAACAAGACUAACAGUAGCACUGCUAAAUCUAUCAUCUUUGAAGAAACUGGGACUGACUAUAUGAAAGUUGUUGGCAUACAUUAUGAUAUAGUAAUACCAUAUCAAGUCUACCAGGAACAGUCAGUAGGGGAACAGCCUCAACAGGCUGUAAAAGUCUGGAAAAAUUCAAGACAAGAUGUUUUGUUGUUGAUGAAUGUCUUGAUACAUGGCUUGCUAGCAUGUGCUGGAAAAAGACAGUUCUAUAUAUCUCAGCCUGAAGGCAUUAAUGAUGAUUUAUGGAAGAGAUUUGUCCAGUUGCUUCAACCCCUUGCUACAUCUUGGGAACCAUCUGUAAAUAAAGUAUUAAUUGUUAUUGAUGACAAUAUGCAUCUUCGAAGCAUGAGAUAUGAGUACUACAAGCUAGCAAGAGAAUAUGGUGUUGGCUACUGUCAAAUCGUUUUGGACAUUGCACUGGACAAAGCACUUGAAAGAAAUCUCCACAGAACUGGUGUAGACCAAGUGUCACAGGAUGUCAUCACCAAAAUGGCUAAAACUUUAGAAGUUCCUGAUCCUAGUAAAAACUCCUGGGAAAAAUUAAGUUUAACCAUUUCAGAUGAUGUAGAGAUAGAUUGGGAUCUGGUGAUUUCCUUCAUAAAAACUGCAUUUUUAAAUCCUGUCCAGCCAGUCGUGAGGAAAAACCAAGAAGAAAGUGCUACUAGCCGCAGUCAGUGUUCUUCUAGUGUACUACACCAGGCCGACCUCAUUUUAAGGAAAUGUGUUUCUUCUUGGUUGGCAGAAAAUAAGUUGAAUCGUAGUCUUAGUGAAUUCCAACAAUGUGUGAAACAUGCCAACCAUACUAAAGAAAGUAUUCUCAGCAAACUUCAUCAAGGGGACUGUGAUAUUUCAGUUUCAUUGGUUGCAGAGUCUCAGAAUGCAGCACGGGAUCCACAGUGCCUGUUAUACAAAUUUAUUGAGGACCUCUUUCUUACACAGAUUAAAACUAAGCUUUAGUAUUGAAAUGUUUGUCUUAUAGAAUUUAAAAGCAAUAAUUUAUUAUCAUUUAUGAUAGUGUUUGCAACUAACUUAAAUUUUGAACAGGUCAAGGUCACUCACAGUGCAUGAUGUUGGUCUCUUUAGUACACAGAUCGCUACCAAACUUUAGUCACUGUCACAGAGCAUUGAUGUGAACUUUCUACUAAGUUUUAUUUGUGCUGAUUGAUGGUAUAUCAUCAUCUGUUCCCCUAACCAAUAGGUACAUUAGACAGAAAAAAAACUUAUUUGGUUGCAGUUGAUGUAUUUUAAAAUUAUUGAAUGAAUCUGCGACUUUCAUAAAAAUUUUCUUUGAGAAUAUAGGAUUAUAACCCGACAGGUUUUUUUAUAAGAAUUUUAAGCUCGUUUUUUAUGGUUGGGAUAGUUCUUGCUGUACAUCACUGCUUUGUAUCUGAAAGUAGGAAUAUCUGCUGUCUUUUAAAUAUACGUCUUUUAAAUUUACCACAACCUUCAGUUUAUGUUUAUUUUGUUUAUGUUUCGGAUGUUGCUUCAGAAUUGAAUAUUAUGUCAUCCUAUUUCAAACCUCCUGCAGGACAUGAGGAAUGACAUCGAACAGGAUUAAAACCUGGAACCAUUGAGAUGACAGAGGCGCGGUGGCUGAGCGGUAAAGCGCUUGGCUUCCGAACUGGUGAUCCUAGGUUCAAAUCCUGGUGAAAACUGGGAUUUUUUAUUUGAGGAUCUUUGGGCGCCUCUGGUCCACCCAGCCCUAAUGGGUACCUGACAUUAGUUAGGGAAAAGUAAAGGCGGUUGGUCGUUGUGCUGGCCACAUGACACCAACAGAAAAGGGACCCUUUUACAUCAUCUGCUCUAUAACCACAAAGUCUGAAAGGGGAACUUUUUUUACUUUGAGAUGACAGUUCUAGGUGCUUCCAUCGUAAAACUACUCUCAGGGAUGUUUAUUUCUGAAAUAAAUCAGUUUCAAAGCUUUCUUAUAGUUCUAUUUAUCUGACUUUUUAUUUAUACUUGGAUAUAUUGUUUAAAUGUUGAAGAACAUUGAUGUAAACUUUCUUAAUAUCCUGGUGCAUGUACAAACACAAAAUUAAAUAUUCUAAUUCGUGGCCCCUCAAGACACAGUGCUGAUACCAAUCUGAUAUGCCUGGUCUUGGUAAACUUAAUCUGUUAAAAAGAAACACUUGAUCUGUAUUUUAUUUUUUUUUACAAAUGGUUUAUAUUUGUGUGCUCAGCUGGGGCUGCACAGCCACUGGAAAUACUGCAUUCCCCAUUAAUCUUCGGACUCGAAGACAAGCCUUAUUGUUAUUAUUAUAUUUGUGUGAAUUAAAAACACAAAAGUGUACCUAUUUGGAGGAAACAGAAAUAGCCGUAGCUGCUAUUUUUGUACACAUUAAAGGGAGACAAUGGUUACAAAUUGGACCUUAUGUUAACACUUUGAAGUCCUACGUCUUGGACUGUGACUCAAGGCCGGCCCUGCUUUUGUGCUUUUAAAUGAGAGUUUACCUAUACAAAUCCAUGUCUACAAUCCUGUUGUAUGAUUCUGAGAUCUGAGUGUUAUACCAACAGUGUAAGACUUCUUAAACAUUUCCUCACAAGUCUUGUGUUCUCUAUCAUUGACAGACAAAGACAAGACCGUCGAGUAGCCUACUUUACAAGCUAUUAUUGUAACUCUGCUCCCGCGUGCCACACUUGUGGUGCUGCAUCAGAGCGCCAUUCAAUACAAGUAGUAGAAGACAUUUUUAGACAGGAAGAAGGACUGGUGUGGCUCAAAGUCAUGGGAGUCUGAACAGUCUGGGGCUAAGUUCUGUCCUGUGGGAUACUAGUCAAGUGUUCGGAAGACCUGGAGCGACACUGGGAAGUGUGUCGGUGGUCUGUUCUGGUAUUAAUUAGGCCGGAGGAAAUUCCAGCUACCCGUCGCCUCAGCGUGGCCCUCCGGUGGAAACAUCCAGAGGUGGAUCUGGACAGGCUAAGAACGAGUAGCGAACCAGGCCUUCUAGCAGGUCUCCCUGGGUCAGCUUUUGUUUUUUUUUUAUCUCACUCGGGGUGGGGAUGGAACAAGUAACCUGCAACCCAGUCCAAAAAGUCCGCCACGCCGUUCCACAAGGGGGCCGUCAUCAGUGUCCCGUUAGCUGGAGUGGCGGUCCCUUCACGGAAUAGUGGCGGUUACAGUAUAGGAAUAUGAGACAAGCUCCCCGCAGCUAGCGCUGUUCUCGGCCACUUAUAGCGAGUGGGCCAGGACCGGGGACGGUGCGCUGUGUACAUUCAGUCAACCGAUAUGGCCGCCUAUCGUUGGGUGCCCUCAGACAGGACAGGGGUGAAGAGCCCCAUGUCCAGGCCUGGUGGUUGGAUAAAAGCCUUUCUAACCAUCAACGGGAUAAUGGCGCCUCCGUCGCCGAUUCCCUACUGGACUUCAUCGAAGGUAUUAAUUAGGACUCUUUAAAACUUAAGACAUUACUCCCCGUGACUUUAUAGCGGAAGUCCAAGUCUAACUAUUUGUUGAUGCUUGUCAUAAAUCAUGUUGGACAACUGUAGAAUUUCAGUAUCUGGUCAAUGUGGUCACCUUAUGAAUUUUCCUUAGACAACGUAGGUGGAAGGGGUUUAGCUCUUUGAUGUGGCAGGAACAUAAUGAUAUUGUUAUAACCCUGGUGGCGGACUUAAAGGGUUAAUGUUUGUGCGGCCUACUGACACACAUGAUUCAGGCUAAUCACACAGGUCAAGGGCUGUUGAACAAGGGACAUUACUGCUAAUGCACGCAAUAUGACCAAUGUUAUGGUCAUGUGACCAAAAAGCCUUUACAGACGAGAGACAGUGUGUUAGAAAGGACAGAGUUGAGUCCAGGACAGCAAGCAGGACGGACUGUGUGCUACGAAGUGAGUCCUCGAAAAUGUAGCUUUACGAGCUAGAGAGACUUGUAGUGAUUAGUUAGGCAGUUCUGUUGUGUAGCAUAUCAUUUCAAGUUAGUGUAGCCAAUUGUGUUUAUUGGCUGUUGUUGAUGUAAUUGUAAAUAAACCGCCACCUUGUUUAUUGAAGCUCUUGUUGUCAAGUUGAUGUUUUAGAUGUGUUGUGUUGUUGGGCAUGUAACAAUAAGAUCCAGGACUCUGAUGCAUAUAAGAGUGAAGGGAGCACUGCCAAAAGCUGCACUGGCACAAGGAAGUCUAUCUCAUCAUCUGGGUUGGCAUUUGCUGAUAUGCCUCCCAGAUAGACAACCUUUUAAAACAUUAGCUAGUUUAUGGUCAUUUAUAAGAAUGUCUGGUUUUGUGGCAGAUUUAUUUGGAGGAGGUUGGUGCAGACGUCUUUUUUUUUUACACUUUUUUUUUGUGUGCUAAAUAGCAGAGCGGUCAUUUUUUCUUCUACUAUGUGCACAGAGCUCUUUUUCUAUAUGCUGGUGACUUUUUAUAAGAGCGAUUACUUUGCUCUUAAUAACUAAUGGAUGAUAAGUUUUUAAAAAAAUUGGACAGGUAGAAAAGGAGGGAGAAAGAAAGGAGAGAAGGAAAAAGCGUUAGAGAAAGAUAAAAGAGAGAAAAAGAAAGAGAAAGGAAGAGAGAAUGAGACAAAGGACGAAAGAAAAACAAUAAAGAAAGACAAUAAGAGAAAAUAAGAAUUAGAGAAAAAGAAAUAUCAAGAAAAAGAAAUUGAACAUGAAAAAAAAAAAGAAAUAACACGAAAAAGAAAUUGAACAUGAAAAAAAAAAGAAAUUGAACAUGCAA
Molecule: messenger RNA, 4957 nt
Organism: Biomphalaria glabrata
Lineage: Eukaryota; Metazoa; Mollusca; Gastropoda; Planorbidae
Product: L-seryl-tRNA(Sec) kinase-like
Exons: 5
Coding region: 171-1259 (362 amino acids)
Molecular function (GO): tRNA binding; kinase activity
Source: RefSeq, a predicted model, not a curated record